Molecule: messenger RNA, 303 nt
Organism: Aspergillus costaricaensis CBS 115574
Lineage: Eukaryota; Fungi; Ascomycota; Eurotiomycetes; Eurotiales; Aspergillaceae
Exons: 2
Coding region: 1-264 (87 amino acids)
Source: RefSeq, a predicted model, not a curated record
AUGUCCUCACAGCAAAGUAGUCAGCCGAGAACCAUCCAGACCCCAUCCCUUGCUCGGGACUCUCAUGGCAAUGAUGCAGAAAGAGACCGCAGAUCGAUCUCGGAGGAGUCCGAUCUGUCGCAUUACCUCCACUACGAAGACAACGAUGGCUUUUUCCCUCCAGCCUGGCUAGGGAAGGCACCGCCUACUCAACAUGGAGAUGGUACGAAGGGCGAUUGCAGGGGCGCUUGCUGGAACAAGGGUUACUUAGUCUUGUCAUUCUAGUCAGUCUGGGAUUAGUAUCAUGUACGGCCUAGAUCGCGC